AGAGAGGAAACCACUUCUUGAUACAAUGCGAGCUGGACGUGCGGAACUAUCGAAAAACUAAAAGUUGUUUUAAAUAACUAGACGAACUGUUGCUUCUCGUGGAAAAAAUGUCUCUACCAACCGUAACGGAAUGUUGCCGGUGCUGUUUGGUAAAGGAGGACGACAUGGUGUACGUAUUCGACAUAUUGGACGAGUUCGAUAGCAAGAUCUGCGAUCUGAUCGAAAGCUGCGGUGAUAUUACGAUCACUGAAGAAGAUCCGUACUCGAAGCACAUUUGUGGCAAUUGUUUGAACGAAUUAGCCAAUGCAACCAGAUUCCGACAGCGAUGCCUAAGAACUAUGGAUGUCCUGCUGAACAUGACCAUCGAGACAAAUGAGCCAAUCAAGUCGGAAAUCGACGAAUACCAACCCCACACAGAGAGUGAAGAAGUCGAGGAUAUGAGAGAUAGAUUUAUAGAGGAGCUAAUAAUGGAACAAGUCGAGGAUGGCACAGAGGCAGAGGAAGCUACUGAGUUUCCUGAAAAUCUGGAAUCGAACGAUGAUUGUCGAUCUACCAAUAUACAGUACAUAAUUGCUGAGGAACAAACUGUGACUGACUUGCAAAACAUUGACUAUGAUAAUUUAAUUACCAUACCACACAAGUUCAAAGAGGAAAUAGAAACGAUCUGCGUCGAGGAGCUGGAUUCAAUUCAGGAACCAGACAAGUUAGUAUCGAUCUUACAGCCUGUCCAGAAAGAAACAAGAGUAGCUCGGCCAAGACCAAUCCAGUUGAAUUUUGUGUGUCAACACUGCGGAGCAGGAUUCGCCAUGCAAAAGAACCUUUCCAAGCACCUCCUUAUACAUCGAAACUAUGCCUGUGAAGUGUGCUCGAUUGUGUUCAAAAGCGGGCAAGAUUUGGCAGCGCAUCAACUUAUCCACGCCAAAGAUCAUUCUAAUUCUCCCAUGGACGAUACGGAACAAGAGACCAAGAAAUGUCAAAAUCCGAAGAAGAACCAUCCUUGUUCGUAUUGUGGCAAAGCGUUUGCCUCGAACUCGGCGCUGGUAGCUCACGUUAGGGUACACACGCAAGAAAGGCCAUUUCCGUGCAGCUAUUGUCAGAAACGGUUCCGAACGGUUGGAGCGUUAGAGCUUCACGAGCGGCGCCACAGCGGAGUCAAGCCGUACAAGUGCGACUUUUGCGGGAAGGGAUUCGCCGAGAGCAGUAACCUUAAGGUGCAUCGUCGCAUUCACACCCAGGAGAAACCACACGUGUGCACAAUUUGCAACCGUGCCUUUUCUCGCGUAUUCUUGCUGCAGAUUCACCAAAGAACACACACCGGCGAACGACCGUUUUCAUGCGAGGACUGUGGAAAACCUUUCAACCAGCAGGGAGAUUUAGCUGCCCAUAGACGAACCCACACCGGAGAGCGACCGCACCAAUGCGAUAUAUGCGGAAAAGGAUUCAUCAAGAGCAGUGGUCUCACGCUACACCGCAAAAAGCACGAACAACAGCAGCACACGGAAAAGGUCCACAUGGUGCUGAUCGACACGAAAGAUUACGGAUUACCAACCAGUGAACAUGCUGUCGUUGAUAUUGCAUCGGAUGACAUGGUGAUUGAAGACGUCAUUAUUUCAAGUUGAGGCAAAUUACAUAGGGUUUUUAGUCAAUUCA
This is a messenger RNA of Aedes aegypti (yellow fever mosquito), 1650 nucleotides long. Its product is annotated as zinc finger protein 569. The transcript is spliced from 5 exons. The record is from RefSeq and is a predicted model, not a curated record. Gene Ontology annotation, cellular component: nucleus. Gene Ontology annotation, biological process: regulation of transcription by RNA polymerase II. NCBI's taxonomy places the organism in Eukaryota, Metazoa, Arthropoda, Insecta, Diptera, Culicidae. The coding region runs from base 108 to 1619 and encodes 503 amino acids. Gene Ontology annotation, molecular function: DNA-binding transcription factor activity, RNA polymerase II-specific; RNA polymerase II cis-regulatory region sequence-specific DNA binding; zinc ion binding.